Bombyx mandarina (wild silkworm) is the source of this 1959-nucleotide messenger RNA. RefSeq names its product proton channel OtopLc. Gene Ontology annotation, cellular component: membrane. The record is from RefSeq and is a predicted model, not a curated record. Gene Ontology annotation, biological process: proton transmembrane transport. Lineage: Eukaryota; Metazoa; Arthropoda; Insecta; Lepidoptera; Bombycidae. Gene Ontology annotation, molecular function: proton channel activity.
AUGGAGGAUGUAAUCCAAGAAGAUAUACAAUGUAGGACUGGUGAUACGAAACCCAUAACUUACGGUCACUCCCAUCAUUACCACCCCGUGAGGCAAACUAGUACUACACUGGAACGUAAAAUCAGACACAGCCGUGAACAUCCACCACAUGCGUUACCAAGAUUGAGCGUGGUUCUACCUUCCAGCAGUGGAUCGAGCACCGAUAACAUACCAUCGCCACUACCAAGCAAGAGGCCUCUAUCACAUGGCGAUGAAUCAAUGACAGUGGUCUUGUCAGCGUUUUACGCGAAGUUAUUAAUAGUUUUAGGAAUAGCUUUACCUGUAACCAGCACAAUACAAAAUGAGCUCUACACUAACAUCACCUCAGAUAUUUUCACGAUGUACUUGUACGUCAUCAGUAUGCUGUUUUUAGCAUACACUUUUUAUCAUCUUCGUAUGGCGAGACGUUAUAAAGAUGAUAACGUAAAACGCACUCGAUAUGGCAGUUUCUACCUCCACAUUGGCGUAGCGGGAUUUGGUGUUGGUUCCAUCAUCUACUCGUGUCUUCAAUUUGGCGAAUAUUUUGAUCUCUCCGGGGACUGUCAGCUGACCAUCGUGGCCGUCAAACCAGUCUUAAGAAUCCUGUACCUUGUUGCGCAAACUGUCUUCAUAUUUUCAUAUACUGACGUAUUGGAUCCAAUGCGUGGAGUGGUAAUUGACAGAUUUGGUCUAAUGCAUUUAAUCGCUACUAAUGUAUGCGAAUGGCUAAAUGUUGUAGUGCAGGAUACCAGAGAUGACAUCGUGGAUGUUGCAUACGAUCAGCCAAUCCUUUUUCGCUAUGCCAAUAUUAGUGGUCACAAACAAAUCGACAUAAAUGAUAAACUGGACAAUUUAACAAUUGAAGAAAUAGUAGAUUAUCCUAAGCCGCUGCUAUCGGUGUUCAAUAAUAACCGAACUGACAUAGGGAGCGUUAGUAAGAACUUAAGUUUUAAAUAUUUCAACGCAACAAUGAAUAACGAUAUAUGGAUCUGUAAUGUUUCGGAUAUGAUAACACCGCUAAUAAGAAAUGUGAAUCCAUACUUGAGACCUUGCGGUGUGGAGUACAGCCUUUUGUGUUCGGUUAUUAUCGCAGUAAUAUGGAACGACCUAUGCACAGUUCCUGGAUCGAAACCUUCGAAGAAAUCAAAAGCGUUUAAAGAAAUAAAGCAAUGCUGUGCUCGAGUCAAGUCUAACAAUCAUUUCUCAGUAGAUUGUGGAAGUGCUCAUAAAGGCCUAUUCAUGGGUAUUGCUGUUCUUGCCGGCACUAUCGUUAGUCUGAUGCUCUUCAACGGACUGUUUCAAAAAAAACAACACGUUGAACUAGCGCUCCUACAGAUCAACAUAUGGGAGACGAUUCUAUUCGUUUUGAUGACGAUAGCAUCAGCAGCGUGCAUUCAGCGUAUGAGAGCCCUACCGUUGCGAAAAGCUGUGUCGUCUCUACAAUUAGAACACGCGUUGUUGCUUGUCACGCAAUGUGGCGUAUACCUUUACUAUUUAUUUCAAAUAAUAGGCACUGGCUUCCUGCUAAAACGAUACUCGGAAGGAUCAAGAGCUACCAGGAUAAUAUCUCCACUUUGUGCAGUUAUCCAGAGCUCUUGCCAAACUUUGUUAGUUCUGGACGCGUGGGCUCGAAGAAGUACCAGUAACGGAAGACAGCGACCCGGCAGACAGCUGAUCACUUUUCUUCUCGUGGGAAAUUUUGCUUUAUGGCUCUUAAAUAGAGUUAAAAACGGAAGAGCAGAAUUCCAUCCGCUACAGAUGGAGUUUUACGGUGUUUGGGCUUGGACACUGAUAACUCACGUAUCAGCACCGUUGCUUGUAUGCUACAGAUUUCAAGCCACUGUAUGUCUGUAUGAAGUUUGGAAGAACUCUUACAAAAGAAAAAAUAUCGGUGAAUAUAAUGAUACAAAUGAAUUCGAAUUAAAGAAUCAUGCGCCGUGA